AUGGUCUUCGCCGAGAAAAAAUGCACACGUUCGAGCGAUGCCAAGCCCAGGCAGGCGCGGCGUGUGGCGGCGUGUCCACGUUGCCACGCAGGCCGCGCCGGCUGGCCGGCGGCACUGCGCCGCUGUACGCACGGGCUUGGAGGCCUGGAAAUGAGCACCAGCACACCGCCGAUCUUGGUGCUGGUGUCAACCUCUAAGCCUGCGGCGGGUCUCGUCCGAGCAGUGUUCUCGCCCGCAGCCGUGCGGCAAGCGGUCCGGGGAGGGAGGGAUCUCUACAGCGGAGGCCAGAUGCACAAGCAGCCCUCCACAAGAAACCCAACCCUGAGACCCCAGGGCGUCCAGUUCCUCCCCUCCCUCGGCCCCGAAUAA
Prorocentrum cordatum is the source of this 369-nucleotide messenger RNA. Lineage: Eukaryota; Dinophyceae; Prorocentrales; Prorocentraceae. The record is from the annotation of a GenBank genome assembly.